This is a messenger RNA of Notolabrus celidotus (New Zealand spotty), 2230 nucleotides long. RefSeq names its product doublecortin domain containing 2B (gene dcdc2b). Gene Ontology annotation, cellular component: microtubule; microtubule organizing center. NCBI's taxonomy places the organism in Eukaryota, Metazoa, Chordata, Actinopteri, Labriformes, Labridae. Gene Ontology annotation, biological process: intracellular signal transduction. Bases 354 to 1742 code for a protein of 462 amino acids. The transcript is spliced from 15 exons. The record is from RefSeq and is a predicted model, not a curated record.
UUUUUUUUUCUCUGGAAUAUACAGACAAUUGGAGUUAUCUUAUUGAUUCAUCUUACAACAGCGACUCACCCAUUCUCCUCUCCUCUGUCCGUCUCUUUUGUUGUGGUUGCUGCCAAUGGUUUGGCCCACAAAGCCAGUCAUUGCUGUCACGCUGCCAUAGCAACCAGGAAAUACUCACCACCGUCAGUGGAGUGGAGUGUCUCUGCGUGUGUAUGUGUGUUUGAGGGUGAUAGAGAGAGAGCAGAACGUGCUGAGUGGGAGUCCAGACAGACCACAACAACAGAAGGAGUCAUUUUCACCUACACAUUUUUCUUCACUUGGUCUUCCAGCAGACUUUAACAGCUGGCUCAGACAUGGCUGCCAGCACAGUAGCUACAAUCGUCCUGCCUCCGGUGAAGAGUGUGGUGGUGUACAGGAACGGAGACCCCUUCUAUAAUGGGCGCAGGUUUGUGGUGAACCAACGACAGGUGGCCACUAUGGAGGCCUUUCUGAACGAAGUGACCCAGAGCAUCGGUGCCCCGCUUGCCAUCAGGACUCUGUACACCCCCAGACAGGGUCACAGGGUCACUGACCUGCAGGACCUGCAGACUGGAGCCCAAUAUGUUGCUGCUGGUUUCGAGAGAUUCAAGAAACUGGAUUACCUCAACACAGGAGUGAAAAAGCAGUCUGGGCCUCGUGAAGAUAUCCAGGGCAAAAAUAUACAGAGGCCAAAUGUCUCAGCCAAAUGGAGGAAGUUCAUACCUGUGCCUUGCAUCUUACAUGUUUUCCGUAAUGGAGAUCUCCUGUGUCCACCCUUCCGAUUCAUCAUUCCUCGGAAUAUGCGUCAGGAUUUGGAGCAGAUCCUGAGUCUGAUCACAGAGAAGGUCAGCUUACGAACCGGAGCUGUACGCAGGUUGUGCACUCUUGAAGGACUGACUGUGGCCUCAGCUGUAGAGCUGGAGACUGGCCACUGCUAUGUUGCCGUGGGAACUGAAAGGUUCAAGAAACUUCCACAUGUGGAGCUGUUGGUUUCAAAAGCUACAGAGAGAUAUUACCCAGGAAAAAGAAGGCUGUUAAGGAGAAAUGAGAACAGGAAAGCAGGAAGCGGUCCAGAAGACCAGUACUCAGACUCAGCUCUUCUUGACUCCCCUGAGUCAGAUGGUCGGAGGGUGAAGUCGACUGGAGAUGAAGCAGCAGCUCCAGCCGGCACACAGCAGCAGAGGAGCAGGAGAGAGGCAGCAGAUGAGAUGUCUGAUUUCUUUGCCAGGCCUGUGAAGAUCCGCCAUAAUAUAGGACCGCCAAGACCACCACCCAGCAAUGGAUCUGUUCGGCCCAGUUUGUACAAAAGAGCAGCAAGGAAGAAAAGAGAGGAGGUGCGAGGGGCAGAGGAGGUGCAUGACGAUGAGAACACAGCAAUAGAGCUUCCUGUUGACCAGAGAGUUGCAGAAAUAGUGGAGGAUGAGGAGUUUAAUGACCAAGAAGAUCCAUUGCAAAACAUAACGCAGAGACACACACAAAUCACAAAAAGUGAGCAGAACAAUGAGGGUGAACACAAGCAUAAUGGAAAGCAGGCGCUGUCAUCUGAGCACGAUGGUGUGAAAAAGGCAGAAAAUUCCACCAGGACUGAGGAGUCUGCUGCGGAAAUACUGGAACCUGAGCUGAGGCAGAUUUCUUCACACCCGAGGCCUUCAUCGUCUACCUCUCAGGGAAACAUCAGGGAAGAAAAGGAGAGUCCAAAGGAUGACCCAUCAGUUACUGCGUAACAGAACCAUCAUGAGGAGGACUGGUGAGCACAAAAGAUUCACAGAGGAGGAAGAAACCAGAAGAUUACCAUGAUACUUCUGUGCUGAUCCAUGUGGUGAAAUGAAUGUUUAUUAAUAUUGGUCAUACUUUAACUGUGGUGAUUGAGCCAAGAGCAUCAGAAGAAUGUAUGUUGUUGUCUUUUUUGGACAAUGUUAGGGGUCAAAAAAUUGAACAAAAUAUCAAUGAACACUGCAGGAAAUAGACUUUUUUGUUAUAAAUCCAGUCUGUUUAACAGGGAUAAUUCUGAAACUAAUAUUAUGCAGAUCCAUGUAUACUGUAAAAUAUGUACAUAAGGAACUGUAUAUUUUUGGGAUGUUUGACGCCAAAUGUAGUUUGGUUUACAGAAAUCAAAACUUAGAUUAGGAUGGAAGGAUUUUUAUUUUGCCAACAAGCAACAAAAAACUCUGUACAGAAUUUUUGAGUGGUAAUAAAAAUAUAUUACUAUGUA